GUUAUCUAAUGACAUAAACCAUCACAAUACUUUGACCUCCAUUCUCUGAUUCGCCUCAAAGGAAAUGGAUAGCAUCUGAAGAACCGGGUCGCUCAACAGGGGACAUGUGACAGUCAGCAAAGCUGACAAAACAACAAUCAAUACUGUAUAUGAUGGUCAACAAUAAGUGGAGAACAGAAACUCUCUCCACCACCUCCGCCCACACCCAGGUGUGAGAACCAGGUGACACUAUAUCUGGGUCUCCUGAUCCACUGAUAAUGCCUCUCAAUGAGACAGCAAUAAACCCACGUAUAUUUGGGAAACGCCAUUCAAAAUCCUCGAUAACAAUCUAUUCAAUAGUAGCACGAAACACUGUGUCCACUGGGAGUUUUAGGGAAACCAGACACCGGUGUCCUUUUAAAAACCUACCAUUUUCACACAACGGCAAAGAUGAGCUGGCUUCUUACAGGACCUCUCAUUCACACCCAAGGAAGAAACACUGACAUGGCAUUGUCUUUAACUUGUCACAAUGGGAGACUAUUGAAUGUGUUCUAGGUGCCCUCCGUUAGGAACCCUACUUCAGCCUGCAUUUUUGGGGUUGGGGUUUGUGUACAUGGAAUGGCCGUGGAGCUUUUCUCAUCCAUCUGCGGAAGGGUGGGACCUCAGACAGGGAACCAAUAGCACGGCAGCACCACCCCGCCUGCAUUAAGCUCCUACAUAGUCUUAGGAGGAUUCCCAAGUCUGCUCACCUACUGUAAGAACAAGGUAACAAGACGUGGGCUUCUUACAGCGAUACAAUAAUGAAGUUUGUUGCAGUGUCCGCUCUGUGCCUGUGGGGGUUGCUGUGCCUCUGUGCCAGUGUGAAGGCCGUGGGGACUUUAGAGCUGAUGCGAGAUGCAGCGGUGGGCUGGACUGGGGUCCUGCCCUGUGGGAAGUGGGACUGUGAGUGUGCUUUCAACAGCCAGCGGGGCUGCUGCUGUGUGGCCAAUGAGAUGAGUAUGCUGGAGGACCACACCUUCAUGCGCAUGGUGGACAUGUGGGAGCAGCUCACCCGAUUGGACAACGACAUCAAGGAAGUCACAGGCAACAAUAAGAUUGCGUUCACCGCGGCAAUGAGAUCUCGAAGCGACUGCUUCGGCCCCUUCACUAGCAACGUGCCAAUCCGCUACUACGCCAUCUCUCUCAACCAGGGUAACGGAUACAAUGACGCUCUGGGUACCUUCACCGCCCCCCGCGCCGGCCUCUACUCCUUCUCCUUCACGGCCUACUCCAACGUGGGCUUGGAUGGCGAGCGUCUUUACCACAAGGUGCAGCUGAUAAAGAACAACGAGGUGGUGGCCUCUGUGUGGGAGGACAACCGGGAGGACACGGAGGACAGCGCCACCCAUUCUGUGCUGGUGUCUCUGCGCCAGGGCGACCAGGUGUACGUGGAGCUGCUCUCCGGCAGGAGUCUGUGUGGCAACACCAAGGAGUACAACAGGUUCAGCGGAUACCUGGUCUACCCCUUCACACAGGAGUAGAGGACAGAGUUACACACACAUGAACACACACAUGCACAAACAAAUGUGAAAACACACGUACAUGCAUGAAUGCACACAAGCACAUACAUGCAUGCACAAAGACAUACUGAUAUGGCACUCACACACACAUGACGUUCCAAGUGUGUGUAUUGUGUGUGUGUGUGUUUGUGCACAAUUGUAACCAAUGAUAUUCCAUGUACAGUUAAAUUUAGACAGUCUGCCUGUGAAAUAGUAUUGCUUUGAACAAAAUAAAAGCUGAUUCGUUACA
Messenger RNA from Oncorhynchus mykiss (rainbow trout), 1767 nucleotides. RefSeq names its product cerebellin 18 (gene cbln18). The record is from RefSeq and is a predicted model, not a curated record. Gene Ontology annotation, molecular function: protein binding. NCBI's taxonomy places the organism in Eukaryota, Metazoa, Chordata, Actinopteri, Salmoniformes, Salmonidae. Gene Ontology annotation, biological process: maintenance of synapse structure. Gene Ontology annotation, cellular component: synapse.